This is a messenger RNA of Colletotrichum destructivum, 2862 nucleotides long. Its product is annotated as Putative prion-inhibition and propagation, HeLo domain, HeLo domain superfamily. Bases 1 to 2862 code for a protein of 953 amino acids. The transcript is spliced from 3 exons. Lineage: Eukaryota; Fungi; Ascomycota; Sordariomycetes; Glomerellales; Glomerellaceae. The record is from RefSeq and is a predicted model, not a curated record.
AUGGACGCCGCGGGACUCGGCAUCGGGGUGGCGGCGCUGGUGACCCUGUUCAAGACAUGCUUAGAAAUGUACGACACGAUCGAGUGCGGCCGGCGCUACGGCUCCGACUUUGAGGUGCUGACUACGAGGGUUGGCAUCGAGCGGGUGCGACUCCUGCUUUGGGGCGACGCGGUUGGUAUUCUAGCGCUCGACCGCGGCGCAGGAGGACAGCCAGCCGCGUUGCCGGUCGUCGAUCCGAGUCUGGAAGAUCCCCGCAAGUUCAGGGCCGUCUGCGAUAUCCUCAGCUGCAUGCGGCAGCUCUUCGAGGACGCCGGGUCUAUGACACGGCGCUUUGGGCUGCGGAGCGCCCAGGGCAACCAAGUCGCCCCGGACAGCCUGCGGAACGCGCUCGUCACGACCUUCCGGAGGACGUACGCGAGGUUCCAGGAGGGAGCCGCGCCGGCACAGCGGGUUACGUCGAUAGCGGCGACGGUACGGUGGGCCGUCAUGGACAAAAAGCGGUUCCAGGGCUUCGUCGAGGAACUGCGCGGCUUUAACGACAGUUUGUGCGACCUCUUCCCCGGGCUGGGAGAGAACGUGCGGCAGGCGAUGGCCGGCGAGAUCCAGUUGUCGACGGACCUGGGGAACCUGCAAAUCGUCGAACAGGCCGUCACCGACAUGGAAGCCAAUGAGGAGCUAGCCGAGGCCGUCAGCGUGAGAAUCACGGAACUGUCGCAGUAUAGUCGCAGCCUGGCGGAGGAAGACGACCAAUAUGCCGAGACGACGGCUCACGAGACCAUCGAAACUGAGGACGAUAGCACGGCGGUGGUGGCUGGCGGCGUCAAUGUGAACCGCCUGGCCAAGCAGCUGGAGAAGCUCGAGGUCAUUCUCCGCGCGGACCUCAAGGGGUCGCUGCAGUCCAGCAUCUGGCACGCGUUCGGCGAUAGAUACAACGCCAUGCUCACGUGGGAAGGAGUACCGGACGACAGAUACUUUGCUCAGCUAGACAAGGAGAUUGAGUAUCGGAGGCCUUCGUAUCCCGCGUGGAGUCUGAUGCAUGCGCCGGAAAAUACACGAGAUGGACAGGGGAGCUGGGCUGAUCACGAUAGCGAGGCGGGCCGGAAGUUCGAGGGCAGAUACGCGGGCACUCGGACGGUGGAGGGCUACGCGGCCGACUUCAGCGCCUGGGCACGCGAGAACGAGCAUCACGACGGCCGGCAUGCCUGGAGCAUCGACAGAGAUCUCCCGGAACACAAGACCAGCUUCCUCCUCGAGCGGCUGCGCUUGCUGCAGGUCCGGCGCUCGCUGGCCCGGACCGAGGAGCAGGCUAAGAAGAACAUCGAGGAGCUCAUAGGCCCCAGCAGCUUCACGCCGGCUCGCGGCGAGGCGGGGAGCGGAUGGGGCACCAAGACGUUUCGCAUCUCGGAUCUACUCUCGACGCUGAACCGGGCCGAUAUGUUCGAUGACGUCCGCGACAGCGUAUCCCUGGUCGCCGUGGCCCUUCGUCCCCAAGGCCCGCAGGGCGGCUUCGGGUUCGCCAACUUCCUCUUCCAGAUGGUGCUCGCCUACGAGCUCAAGCUGCUCCUCGAUCGGGAGCGGGAUAUCGUGUUCGGCAACUACGGUCCGGGCAUCAUCGCCACGGUAACGGCGGCAGAGCGCUGGAUCGACGGCGUCCUCGUCAAGGUCACGGACCCCAAGAAGGAAAAGAUCGAGAUGUUCAGCCUGGUGCAUGAGCGUCAGGUCGAGGGCCUCGUCCGCUUCGCCGAGCUGAUGGCGUGGCCGCUCCUGGGCGAGAUGAGGAGCUACAUCGAAGACGCGUACGCGCAUAUCCGCGCUGGCGUCCGCACCAGCUCGCACCUAUGGGACUGGCUGUUCGGGACGAUGCUCCCCGGGAACGCCUUCGUCUUCACCAUCAUGAGCGCCCUCGUGGCGGCUUCGCCGAGUAUUGCGGGUCUUGGGGCCCCAAGGUACUUCGCCUCUGGCCUCGUGCUGAAUGAUCGGUCGUACUGGAGGGCCAAGUUUGUACUGGGCCGUGUGCUCGGCGGGUUGAGAGGUGUGAAGGCGGCAAACGGCUGGGUCGGGCCAUGCCCGCUGCCUGUGGUGGGCGCCGCGGCGGGCGAAAACACCAUCACCAAGGGCUGGUGGCGAGUCCAGGCAAGGGACGUCGCAUUCAAGAUCCCCCAACAUCUGCCAUCCCAUGCCGACGCAGAUGAGGGCGCCUCCUUCUCCAACCUGGGCCGCGUUGCCGGUGGAACGUCCAAGGCGGACUGGGUCCGGACAAUCGGCGAUCAGUCAAAGUGGGUGAUUCCCGUCGGGCCCAGCGGCGCACCGGACGUGGUCAAGUUCCGGGCACUUCGACUGAAGUCUGUGCGUAGGGCCACGGACCCGGGCGUCGAUCCGGGCAGCGGGGAUAGCGUGGACGGAAUGUUCAACAUGGGUGGUGAAGUGGGGCUGCCGGGCGCGUCCGAGGAGACGGUGACGGAAACGGAGACGGCGGAGUCGGCAGUGGAGCCGUUGCAGCGGGCGUCGAUAGAACUGACGGUUAAUGGCGCGGACGUGAGCUUCACCAUCUACAACACGCCCGUCUUCGUCGCGGCGCCGCGCUGCAUCAACGGACCGCACGCCGUGCACGAGCGUGACCUGCCGAAGCUGCAACACAUCCGGCGCAUCGGCCAGCUCGCGGGGUAUAUCCACAGCGACGACGAACGGGUGCUCGUCAUCGACGCCACAGGACAGGGCGAAGGCGAGUUGGCGGCGCGGGCGUGGUGUGCUGAGUACGGCCAGCACGCCGUGGUGCGGAGGGCGCCGGGUACGUGUUUCGCCUGCGCCGUGAUGGCGGCGAGCCAUCAGGGGCUUGGUCUCGGAUGCUUGAUCUGGGCUUGA